This is a messenger RNA of Miscanthus lutarioriparius, 1614 nucleotides long. The record is from the annotation of a GenBank genome assembly. Lineage: Eukaryota; Viridiplantae; Streptophyta; Magnoliopsida; Poales; Poaceae.
AUGUUGAGUUCUUGCGCACCGACGACGGCCUUCCCGCCUCCCGAGGCGGGGGCCGCGCCACCGGAGCCGUUCCGGUCUCUGCAGAUCGCCACGACGAGCGCCGCCGGCGCCAAGAAGAAGCGGCGUCCCGCCGGCACUCCUGACCCCGACGCGGAGGUGGUGUCGCUGUCGCCGCGGACGCUGCUGGAGUCGGACCGGUACGUGUGCGAGAUCUGCGGGCAGGGGUUCCAGCGCGACCAGAACCUGCAGAUGCACCGGCGGCGGCACAAGGUGCCGUGGAAGCUGCUGAAGCGGGAGGCCGGGGAGGCGGCGCGGAAGCGCGUGUUCGUGUGCCCGGAGCCGAGCUGCCUGCACCACGACCCGUCGCACGCGCUGGGCGACCUCGUCGGCAUCAAGAAGCACUUCCGGCGGAAGCACAGCGGCCACCGGCAGUGGGCCUGCGCCCGCUGCUCCAAGGCCUACGCCGUGCACUCCGACUACAAGGCCCACCUCAAGACCUGCGGCACCCGCGGCCAUACCUGCGACUGCGGCCGCGUCUUCUCCCGGGUGGAGAGCUUUAUCGAGCACCAGGACACGUGCAACGCCGGCCGGCCGCGGGCCGAGACGUCGUCGUCCCCGGCUAGUGGUGUCGGCGGCGGCGGCGGUGCCGGGUUCGGCGUGGCGGCAGCAGCUGCCUCCACGUCGCAGCAGCAGCGUCAGCUGCACGCCGCCGCCGCCGCCGCCGCGGCGGCGGCGGCGGCGUUGUCACGGACGGCGUCCAGCGCGAGCCCAUCAAGCGGUGGAGAGUUCGGGGUGAGCCAGCACCAGCAGGUCGCCUGCUGGCCGGCUGGCCCGGCAAUGGCGAGCCCCACGGCCGCCGCGACGUUCCACAGGUUCGACGCGGCGCUGUCGCCUCCGACGCCGCAGUACGAGCGCCCUGGUGCUGGUGGUGGCGUCCACAACCUGGAGCUGCAGCUCAUGCCGCCGCGCGGCAGCGGCAGCUACUACGAGGGGGGAGGAGGCACGGCUCCCGCAGCCGCCGCCGUCAGGUGGCCGCAUUCGCCUGCGGUACAUGUUCCCCAGCUGGGCCUGGGCGCCAACCCGAUGCAGCUCCAGCUGUCGAUCGGGUUCGGCGGCGCGCGCGACAACGACCACGACGACGGCAGCGAGACGUCGGCGCCGGCAGCAGCGGCGGCGGCGGCGAGGCUGAAGGAGGAGGCCCGGGAGCAGCUGCGGCUGGCGAUGGCGGAGAAGGCGGCGGCCGACGAUGCCCGGGCGCAGGCGCGGCGGCAGGCGGAGCUGGCCGAGCAGGAGCUGGCGACCGCCCGCCGCAUGCGGCAGCAGGCGCAGGCGGAGCUGGGCCGCGCGCACGCACUCCGGGACCACGCCGUGCGGCAGGUGGACGCCACGCUGCUGCAGGUCACCUGCUACAGCUGCCGCUGCAAGUUCCGGGCGCGGGCGACGGCCGGCACCGGCGGCCCCAUGAGCUCCGAGGUGGCCAGCUACGUCUCCUCCGUCGUCACCGAGGGCGGCGACGCCGAGGUGGACGACGACCCGUACCGCCGCCACCACCACCACCGGCAGCUCAACGCCGACGACGCGCCGAGCCAUGCUAGGAUGAUGGACAUCAACUAG